This is a messenger RNA of Passer domesticus (house sparrow), 3121 nucleotides long. It is a transcript of the gene TIGD4, whose product is annotated as tigger transposable element derived 4. The transcript has a single exon. Gene Ontology annotation, molecular function: DNA binding. NCBI's taxonomy places the organism in Eukaryota, Metazoa, Chordata, Aves, Passeriformes, Passeridae. The coding region runs from base 170 to 1876 and encodes 568 amino acids. Gene Ontology annotation, cellular component: nucleus. The record is from RefSeq and is a predicted model, not a curated record.
GCGGGGGACGGGAGGGCAGGACGGAAGGAGGGAAGGGGGGUCGGAGGAGGCCGGGCGGGGCGGCGCCGGCGGCCCCUCUCAAGCUUUAUUUUCUUCCUUCCCCGGUGGCAGCAGGAGCCGGAAGCGCCGGGCCGGAAAGGGAUGGCGGCCGCGGCCUCUCUGGGCCGUCAUGUCUAUGGUCGCAGCCAUGGCAACCAGCGCCGGCACCGCCCGGGAGGCUGCUCCAGCCCUGCCGGGUGCCGUGCCCGGGAGGCCGGGCCGCCGGCGGGGAGAGAGCCGGAGCGGCAGAGACGGAGCCUGGCCGGCUGUGGGCGCGGAUGAGCGCGCCUGGGAGACGCUGCUCGGUGCCAUGGCAGAGGCUGUGCCCGAACCCACAGUGAGGAGGAAAAAAAGCAUAACUAUCGAGGAGAAAAUCGACAUCAUAAGCGCUGUGGAGAGCGGCAAGAAAAAGGCGGACAUUGCAGCCAAGUAUGGCAUCAAGAGGAACUCUCUGUCUUCGAUUAUGAAGAAUAAAGAAAAAGUUUUGGAAGCCUUUGAAACUUUGCGGUUUGAUCCUAAAAGGAAAAGACUGAGGACUGCUUUUUAUGCCGACCUGGAGGAGGCACUGAUGAAGUGGUACAGAAUUGCACAGUGCUUGAAGGUGCCGGUCAAUGGCCCUAUGUUGCGCCUCAAGGCGAAUGAUUUCGCCCAGAAGCUUGGACACAGUGAUUUUAAAUGCAGCAAUGGCUGGCUCGAUCGUUUCAAGUCGAGGUACGGUUUGGUUUUCAGAGCCCAGCCUGUAGAAGCAGCUGCUACUCCUGCAGUGGGUGCUCCAGCUCUUUGGUACCAAAACGUGCUUCCUUGUUAUUUAAAUGAUUAUCAGCCAAAAAAUGUGUUUUACAUACAGGAGACUGGGUUGUUGUAUCAGAUGUUACCACAUAACACGUUUACAUUUAAAGGGGAAACUUUUUCUGUAGGAAAACAAAGCGAAGAGAGCAUCACUGUAGUGGUGGGUACAAAUAUGGAUGGCUCUGAGAAACUCCCACUGCUCAUUAUAGGAAAAAGCAAAAGUCCAUGCUCUUUCAAAGAUGUGAAAUCGCUGCCAGUGGAUUAUGAAGCAAAUGAUAGGGCGUGCAUGACUUCAGGGAUCUUUGAACAGUGGAUGCAUAAACUCGAUCACAGAUUUCAAGCACAGCAGCGCCGAGUGGUUAUUCUUGUUGAUUCUCUCCCAGCUCACACAGAAGUAAAGCACCUGAAGUCUGUCAAAUUAGUGUUCUUUCCUCCAGACUCCUCUUCAUGUAUAGCUGUGAAAGAAAGGAUUAUCAAAAGUCUGAAGGUAAAAUACAGGCACUGUCUUAUCAAGAGAUUUGUUGACUGUAUAGAAAGUAAUAAAGAGUUUAUGCUGACCCUUCUUGAUGCAAUUGAGAUGCUGUGCCUGUGCUGGAGGGAAGUAACACCAGAGACUAUUGCAAAAAUUUACGAUGGAGUAACUUUCAAAUUAGAAACUGAGACAAAUGAUAAUGACAGUGAGGUUGAAAGUGAUUUUGAUUUGAUUGCACAUGCACGGGCAGCUGGACUAGAGUUUCCAGAAGGUUUGUCUUCAGAAGAAUAUGCAGCUCUAGAUGAUGGCUUGGUAACUUACGAAGUGCCCACACAUAAUGAAAAGAUGUGUGACAAAGAAAGUGCAUCAGAUAAAGCUGAGACAUUUGUUGGUGAUGAAGAUAAGGAUGAAGGUGAUCGACUUCAGGGAGCUGAACAGCUUUUACCAUCCAAAAAUGAGGCUUUGAGUGCUUUAGAUACCCUCCGAAAGUUCCUCAGAACUCAGGACACAGAUGAUUCUCUUUAUGAUUCCCUAGCUGACUUGGAGAACUUUAUUCAACAUGUAGCAUGUGAAUAAAUAUUUUAGCAAAGUGGGAAAGCAUGUAAUUGGGGAAAAAAAAAGAAUAUAUAAUCAAAGAUAUUUUUAAAACAAGCAUUUUUGAAAUGUUCUCUGGUAUGUUUUGCUCAGGUGCCUAGAUGAACAUAACAAAACUAUGAAAAAGGGCUAUGAAUUGAAAAAUUUUCCACAAAAUCAGAAGCAAAUAACACAUAUUUGAGGUGAAGAGAGGGAGUAAGCUGAACCCUUAAAAUGCUAACUGUAAUAAAUACAGUGGGGGCAAAAGAAAUUCUUUGAGCAGUUUGGUGCACUCAGGAUAAACUGUUGACCACUUGGAACUCUUUCUUCAAGAAGAGACAAGCACUUCUACGCAUCAAUAAUUUCACUGGUGUUUUUGGAGUUUUGACAGUGGAGUGGUAAAUAUUUAUCACCUUAGUGUUUUUGAUACAUAAACACAAAAUUGAAUAUCACAGAAAAUACAUGCUUAAAUGCUGAGAAGUAAGGCAUUUUAAAAAGAAAUAUUUUUUGCCCUUUAUCAAGAAUUCUGGCCAUCUUUACUCUUGCAGCAGAUGAUGAACAGCAGAAAGUUACCAAGCUUUGAAUGUGUUGUUUUGUUUUCUUAAAACUGCUCAUGUGUGAAUACACUCGAAUGGCAUAAUCAUUCAUCCAGGAGUCAAAAGACAAGCCUUUACUUGGUCUUUGAAGAGGUCACAAAGGAAGGCCAUUCUCUCCUUUUCAGCCUCUUUGAUGCACAGAUUUGAUGUAGGUCUUUCUGUGCAGCUCCAUGUAUUUCUACAGUAAAUUCAGGGAAAAAAAAGCCAAUAUCUGGAGUAAAAACAUCUCAGAGCUCUUGAUUUAUUUUCAAUACUUGGAGGCUUUGCUGUAGGAUUCAAUGCACUAAUGUGGUUUAUCACUAAAAGUCCCAUUAACAAGGAUGCUGUUUGCAUGAUUGCAGCGUGAAGUUGUGUAAAUCACAGUACAUUUACAUGUCUUGGAGCAUGCAUUUCAAAGAAGGUAAUCAUAUCAGAGCCAAAACCCACAGUGUAUGUGACCUUCUGGCUUUUUUCAAAACCUGUUUUAAAUCUUUUCCAUAGCUAUAAAUUUAGAUUUUUUUUCAAAAGUUGGAGAUAAUAUUUUUUUCUAAUUUAGAAUCCCUUUUGGUAGCCUGCAUAAUAAAAAAUCUGUUAUGCUGCCUAUAAUUAAACCAUGAGAAAAAAAUCUCACACAUAUAUGAAUCUUCUAUUUUAAAUAAAUAGUUUGGCUACA